Photinus pyralis (common eastern firefly) is the source of this 2226-nucleotide messenger RNA. Its product is annotated as zinc finger protein draculin-like. Gene Ontology annotation, molecular function: RNA polymerase II transcription regulatory region sequence-specific DNA binding; DNA-binding transcription factor activity, RNA polymerase II-specific. The coding region runs from base 360 to 2105 and encodes 581 amino acids. The record is from RefSeq and is a predicted model, not a curated record. Gene Ontology annotation, cellular component: nucleus. The transcript has a single exon. Gene Ontology annotation, biological process: regulation of transcription by RNA polymerase II. NCBI's taxonomy places the organism in Eukaryota, Metazoa, Arthropoda, Insecta, Coleoptera, Lampyridae.
AAUUGGUCAUUUGCCCAUAGCCCGCCCUCACGCCUUCUUGUGCGCCGGUACCAUUAUUCUUUUGUUCGAUUUGCGUUUGAAAAUCUUUCAGGACCUUUUUUUUAAACUAAAAAAGCGUAGAAAACUGUUUGCUACUCAAAAGGCCCUGUAUGUAGAGGGCGCGAAUAAAUGAGUGGUAAAAGAACCACGUCCAAUUUGUCUGUGACAGUGGAACAACAUAACCUUAAAAUAUCUGCUGACAGUACAGUGAGCUAUUUUGCCUGUUUUUGUAGAGCUAUGUGGAAUUGUGUUUAGCCAAGAACAUAAUUAUUAUCAAAUUUACCAAGCACAACCAAUUAUUGAUAAUUGGGGCCGCAAUCAUGUCCUCCGAUGAUGUAACUGUCAAGCUCGAACCAAAGCAAGAAGACACAAGUGCCCCUUCUCCAGCAACGGUUUUUAAAACCGAAGAGCUAUCAUUGAUGAUAAAGAAAGAAGCUGAUGAGAUUGUUGCAAGUGGUGACGUUGACUGUAACCCUUCGAAUCAUUUUGAGGGCAAAAUUGAACUAAGAGAUGUCACCGAUCCACCCUCUCUUAACUUAUACGACGAAUUGGUCGAAACCAAAGUGGACGUUUUCAACUGUGGUAGUUCACUCUUGAAGAGCACAAGUGAGAGUUGUCCGUCACAGCAAUUUUGCUCCAAGGAAUUGAAGUUCAAGUGUUACCAUUGCAAUUAUCAGACGACUACCAAAAGAUACUUAAAGCAGCAUCUUCUAAAUCACAAAAGCCCCGUGGAAUAUCUAUGCGUCCAUUGUAAGUUUAUGACAAAUAUUCGCAAUCGGCUCCAACAACAUCUCUUAACUCACGAAACCUCGAAGCCGUUCAAAUGUGACCAGUGCAAUUAUGCGACAAACUACAAGGGAGCUUUAAAGGAGCACAUUUUAAUCCACUCAAACUCGAAUAAUUUCCAAUGUCAAUACUGUAAUUACAACACCGGUGUCGCAAGGUACCUAAAGAGACACCUGCAGAACCACAUGACCUCCGUCGCCUUCAAUUGUGUCGAGUGUGAUUACAGCACGAAUUUUAAACAGCGCUACAAACAGCAUCUUUUAAGGCACAAAACUUCGAAAGAUUUAAAAUGUGACUGGUGCAGUUACGCCACAAAUGUCAGAGGCGACUUGAAUCAACACAUUCUGACACAUACGAGCGUAACGGAAUUCAAAUGUGACCAGUGUCACUACCAAACAACUAUCGAGAAGCACUUGAAACGGCACAUCGUGAAACACACGCUCGUGAAAGAGUGGAAGUGCGACCUGUGCUCCUUCGAAUCACACUUUAAGGGGGUCCUCGAGAAACAUUCUCUAACACACUCGUCCAAGGACCUCAAAUGCUUUCAAUGCAGUUAUCAAACAAAUUCAAAGGUGCUUUUGCGGCGACAUCGUUUAACACACUCCGCCGUAAAGUUCAAAUGCUCAUUCUGCAAUUACGAAACAAACGUCAAAGAACUUUUAAGACGUCACGUACUGUACCACACGAGCACCACCGACUUCCGAUGCUCCCAAUGUAGCUACACCACCAACAUGAAGUAUUACCUCAAGCGGCACGUGCGCAACCACAGCUCCUCGCGACACUUAAAAUGCGAACGUUGCGAUUACGCGACUAACAACAGUUACAAUUUACAUCGCCACCUUUUGACACACGACAAAUCGGCGGACUACAAGUGCGCCGAUUGCGGGUACACGACCAACUCGGACAGGAACCUGAAGCAGCAUCUCAGAAAUCACGAGGUCGUCCGGAAUUUCGCUUGCGAACAUUGCGAGUAUCGCACGAGUUUUAAAAAUCGCCUCGAAAUGCAUCUGCUGAGGCACCAGGCGGCGAAGAAGCUGAAAUGCGAUCGGUGCGAGUACGCGACGAACUUUAAGGACGCUCUGAAGCAGCACCUUAUGACGCAUACGAACUCGAAGGAGUUCCAGUGCUCCCUUUGCCAUUACAGGACCGGUAACGAGAAGUACUUGAGGAGGCACGUUUCGCGGCACAAAACGUCCAGGGAUUGGAAAUGCGACCGGUGCGAAUAUGCUUGUUUAGUAAAGGCCGAUUUAAAAAAGCAUCUUGCGACUCACUGUAGCUGAAUUGUGUCUGUGUGUUCGGUUUGUGGUAAGCAAAACUUUAGAAUGGGACUGCUAUUCUUUGUUACUAUGUUAUUAAUCUAAAAAGUAAUUGAAUACAUAUUAAAGUGUCCGAAACUCGAUC